AACUGAAGGAGGCAGAGGAAUGGUGGAGAUGUUGAUCAAGGUUGGUCUUUAGACACCAAGUUUCAAAAUUUCAUUGGCUUUCAGGGGCGAAUCCAGGAUUUUUUAAUGUGGGGUGGCUGAUACCAAUCGGCCACCAAACUAUACCAAACUAUACUAUAUAUACUAUACUAUACGAAACUAUACUAUGUAUUUAUUUUAAGUUGUCCUUCGUUUGUCCUAAAACAUGCCGAUUUAGAGAGGACAAAUUGGAGACCGUAACACUGCAAAUUCUUGAAACGUAUUUGUACAUUUUUUUGGACCCGCGUAUUUCCGUUUGUUUUUCCACGUAUUAUGUUUUUUUGGUGGGCUGUUGUAAAGGGAGGGGGGCAGGGGGCCAGCAACCCAAUCCACCCCCCAUUGGAUCCGCCCCUGGCUUUUUUAAAUUAGUUUUGCAAGUUUAGCUGAAACAUGUCUCAUCUGUCAUGAAAGUAGAAUGUCCCCUUCUAUUCUCCGUAAAUAGGGAAGUACCUUUUCAUUUUUCGUGUAACGGAAUCCAGACCCUCCCCUUCCCCUCCCUUUGCGUUCAUUACCACCCUUGAGUAAUUAAUUGACGAAGGGCAAGAGGCAUUUUUAGCGACAGGUCGGCCUACAAGACCCACAAGGGAGUUGACGCAGAGAGAGCAAGAGUUACAAAAACCGAGAUUUUCACCACGUUUUCCAUGAUGUGGACAUUGUCUUGUCAAAGGUAGAAGCGGUUACGAAAUGUACUGAUGCACGUUUAGAGAAGUCCAUACCAAGUGGUACAGAACUCUUAGCCUUAUCAAGAAGGUCUGCACACUUUCAAUUUCGCUCAAAUUUCUGUCAAACCAUGUUACAAAUUCCUGACUAAUCAACAUCCAGCCCCUUCCCGCCAAAAUUACCGGAAAUAGAACCCAGUCUUUUGAAUCACAUUGAUCACGUGCGUGCCCCUGGACCCCCCCACAUAUUGUUGCUUGGAACAAAUGCGAGUCGCGGUCGCAUGUCCGUCGUGAAAUUUUAGCUAAAAUCACUCCAAAACAGGAAAUUUGCCCGGCCCGAGGCCGAAACGACCAUUUCCAGAUACAGUACAUUCUCCUACCAGUCGACAUGAGGGAGCAAUUUGGGUCCAUGUACCGAUAAAAGCCCGUGGAUUUGGUCAUAUGCAAACAAGCACAGGGUCACCGGAGUUUAUGCUAAGGCGAGAACAGCGGUUCGUUUGGCCGCUGUCCGUUUGAAAUGAUGGAUGAUGGCAGCGCUAAAUGUCUUUUGGAUGUGAUAAACGACCCUACUGCUCUGCAGGAAUUCCUUAGAAGUAACAGCCAGGACAGCAGCCUGCCUUCAAAGAAUCCUCCUCAAGAUGCUGUUUCUAGAUCAUCUUACGUGAACCUGAAUCGCUUAGCGACCCCAACAUUAAAUACAAGUACAACUAGAGGAGCUGCUGUUGCUAGUGCAUUGCCAUCAAACAUAAGGGUUCCCUCUCUUGGAUCUGAAACAUCAUUAACUGGCAUCAAUUCAUCUGCUGCUCCUCAGAGCACAUUUGUGAAUGCAGUAGUUAACAAUAAUGGUAUUGCAAGAACUAGUGGAAGUACAAAUGCACCCUUCAAUGUUGGCAUUGUUCCCUCUGCAGUUCCAGUGUCAACUGGAGUUAGUUUUCUUAAGGCUCCUGGCUUGGAAGCCACUAGCAAUGCAGUCAACAAAGUUGGAAGCACUGGAUUAGCAAUUUCUGCUUCACCAGGGAUUGUUGCAAUACCCAAACCCUCUGUAACAUCUGUAUCAACAUUUCAAGGCAAAAAACCCAUACCUAUCCAGCCUAAAACACCCAAUGUUUCCUCUGCCGUGAGCAACUCAACAGUUGGAUCUCCGGGAAAUCGUGGAAUGCAGGUGAUAAAUUCAGGACUGCCUCUUGUUACGCAUGUUGCACAAAAACAGUCUGCUGGUGGACAGCAGAAUGUUUCACCAGGGCAUCGUGCUGCGUUAAAUGGAAUUGAUUCUAAAGCAAAUGUGAGAACUAAUGUUGCAGCUGGAAGUGCACAUACUAUUAAGUCGUCUCCAGGCAAUUUACAGCCAAUUCUUUCAACGACUCCUGUUAAACGAAUUGCUCCUAAACAGCCAAGUAUGUUACCUCAGACUAAUACCAUGUCAUCACCUCCUCAAGUAGUUGGUACCCAGCAUAAGAUACUUCUGCAACAAGUGUCGAAUCAAGUUACUCCACAGGUGCAAACUGUUGUAAACCAAGUUUCUCAAGGGAAUGUCCAACAGCAAAACCAUGCAACACAACUUAUCCAAGCACAACAACUUUUAAAUUUGAUAAGAAGCCAAAAUCCAGCAGUUCAGGUCUCUCAGCAGACAUCGCCCCAGGUCGUUCAAUCUCAGGCAUUGCCAGCAAAUCAAAUUAAGCAGAUUCAGCAAUUAGUUCAGCAAAAACUGUCCAAUCAGCAGCAACAGCCAUCAGUUGUACAAACUGUACAACAGAAGGUGCUGAGUCCGGCACAACUUCAAGCUGCUUUGAAACAAAAGCCACAGCUCAUGACACAAACUGUGCAGCCAACUCAACCACAGAACAUUGUUGUCCAAGAAGAGGUGAUCAAACAACUGCUUCAGCAAGUGACGCAGCAAAAACCUGCACAGAAUAUUGUGCAACCGCAGCAGUUGUUUCAGCAAAUACAGCAGCAGUCUCAACCUGUUCAGAAGCAGAUCAUAGUACAGAAUAUUCAACCACAAUCUGUUGGCCAAGGACAGCCAACUACACAGACUUUGCAGGUUAAUGUAAGUGCUCCAGCUAAGCAUUCUAAUGUCAGUCAAAGGACAGAUACUGUGGCCUCUCCUGUUAGUAUUCAAUUGCAGCAGGUUUUAAAUAACCAGCAGAAACAAGUGCACCAAAUUCUUGGUCAACAGCAGGUAAAUCUGACACCGCAGCAACAAAUCACAAAGGACCAAGGUGCCAGGCUACUUCAAGGAGUAACCUUUGUACAAAAUCAACCCAACAAAACCUCGACUGCGCAGGUAUUAAAUCAAGGAGGUAUUGUUCAGCAAGUUAACUCUGUUACACAGCAAGGAAAGUCAACCACAUCACCCGUUGUUCAAAUUGUGACCACAACACAACAAAACACUCUGCCUCAAGCACAGCAGGCACAGAAUUCAGGAGUUCAGAAAGUCUUUAUCAUAAAACAACCUGAGCUUUUACAAAAACUGGGGUUACAAGGGACCAAAACACAACAAACUAUUCAAAUUACUCCACAACAGCUUCAGGCUCUCAAACAGUUUCAGUUGCAACAGCAAGUCGUUAAACAGAAAAUUAGCGGUAGCAAUCUUCAAACGGCAAGUAAUGUGCAGCCCAAAAGUCUGACAGCAGAUCAGUUAAAACAGUUACAAUUACAGCAACAGCUGCAAGGCUCUGGAGUAAAACAAGUUGUCUUACAAACCAGAACACAACAACCUGUACUUCAGCAACAAAGACAAGUCAAUGUCAAGACACAAGGAAAGAUGCAGCACAUUCCUAGAAUUCUUCAGACCUCGGGCAGACAACCUGUGUCCCAGAGCAUCAAGGUUUCUGUGCCAAUCAAGCAGGAAACAAGUAAAGGGGUGAAACGCCCACAUUCUUCAGAGACUGCAGAUGUACCAAAAGCUGCUUCUAGGUUAAAACAAGGCCUUACACAAGAUCAACAGGCUGUGCUUCGUCCUGACAUAAAAUCAUCUUUUACCUCUCGUGAGGAUGUCAUUAAGAGGCUUACACCUUAUCAUGUGUGUUAUGACCCUAGCCCAACUCCUGCUGACGUUCAAAAAGCUGAUAGUCUCUACAGCUCUGUGUCAUCCCAACUUGUGAAACGUAGCCAAAAAAUGAUGGAAAAGUAUCGACAACUUUUGUUUGAUGAGAGUAUGAGGGAACAUCCAUCAGCAGAAAUGGUUAUGCUAUAUAGAGUGUUCUUGACUAAUGAACGUGCUGCACUGGCUGAAGAAAAAAAACUGGCGAAAGAAAAUCCUACGGAGCUUUUGAAUGCCAUCAAAAAGGGAAACAAACUUGAAGAGACCUCAAAUAGUAUUAAACCACUGGACACUCCUAUGGAGGAUUCACCUUCUGUAAAGGACACAUCUUCUUUAGUGACGUCAACCACUGAGAAUGACUUUGUCAGUAGUAUGAAAAAUACUGUGUCAGAAGCUUCUUCCAAAAUUUCUUCUCUAUUAAACAUAGAUAUGUCACAGCCAUCAAGAAACUCUUUGUCACCCACGACUGAAAUUUCUUCCUCAACCUCACAUCUUUCAACAAGAACACAUUCGUCAACUACUUCUAGUUCUGUCAACAACCACGUGUCUAGUUUCUCGUCAAAAGGACUUUAUAGCAAACAGACUUCCCAACUCAAAGAGCAGACUGAGGAGAAUCACAAGUUGUCGACAGAGUCACCUGUUGAUAUGCCGAUGGAUACAGAGUCUGAAAAAGAAGACGUUACUGCUACUUUGGCUCUACUCAAUUCAAUGGCAUCUGAACUGGAUGAAGUUUUGGAUGUAGAGGGAACACUUUGAGAGCAGAUAAAUUAUUUAGGCAACUCACUAUGAAUACAGAAUGAAACACACCCCUUGGGUAGUUAGUUAAUUCAUACUUAAUGUAAGAUCAUUAACUUGGUUGGUAAUCAUUUUAUUGGUGAUGAGAUAAGUUAACCACCAAGACUUUUCAAAUUACUUUAAAUGCUCAUGGUUAAGUGGCACUUCUAGGUGGGCUGCAGCCUCAAGAAAGAUGAGACAGACGUUGAGGUUCAGAAAUGUUUUAAUGGUAUAACAAACAAUUAAGAUUUAAAAACACUGAAUGCUUUGGAAGCUGUUGUAUGUUUAUUUCUUGAAAAAUGAUUGCUAAUAACUGACCUGGUUGUAAGCCACACCAUAUAGUUAUAUUCCAACUUUUGAACAAUAAGAUGCUGUCUGCAUGUGGGUAAUUAAUAGUAAUUCCCUCCCAGCAAUGUUCACAGGCAUUUCAAGCAUUCAAUGCAAGUUGGCUGUUCUCCAUACAGACAAUGAAGAUCACAGGAAAUUGACAAUACACCUUUUUACCAAUACGGCAGCCAUUUUGAAUUCCAUUGUUUCAAAUAGCUACUAUGGGAUGCUUGGGGGCAAAUUAGUAUGUAUUUGCCUCCUAAGCAUGAUAGCUAUAUAAAACAAUGGAAUUCAAAAAAUGGCUGCUGCAGUGAUAGAACACUGUAAUUUACUUUUUACAUUGAGCACAGAUCAUCAAGCUAAAUGUUGAUACUGUCACCAGUCACUGAUAAAACUCUUGCACACCUUGGAGUGGAUUUGAAAUGACAAGUAUUAUUUAAAUUUUAAGAACAGUGAUAAUAAUUUUUUCAGAACCAGAGUCAACUGCCAACAGGGUGACAGAUUUCACUGUAAUGUCUGGUAAGAUUAUUUUUGGAUCUUGAGAAUUGCAAAUUUCUUUUGCAAAAAAGCAUCCCUCUAGACUGCUGUAAAAAGGCCAUGGCCGGUUAUUUAUCAUUAAUGGCCACCUAACGUAGCUUUAAAAUGCUUGGAUCUGACAUUGUCUGGCUUUGUGAGCAGUAUCCUUUGCAGUACGUAUUGCGCAAAAUGUCAGCUGUUUUUGGGCUGUUGGUGGUUAUCUUAUCUUGUCAACCAUUUGUUGGUAACAGGAAAGUCUGUUUGCUAACCCUUUGAGUUAAUGCAGUAGUUCUUUUUCAGACUAACAAGUCGACAAUCUUUGACAACUGGGUCUCUUUUCACUAUAAGAACCCUGCAGGACGCUUCACUUAAACGCACACGAAAAUACAUGUACUACAAAUAGUUCCACUUAGGUGGGAAGUUGCUAAGAGAUAAGAGAAAAGCAUUCAUACAAUGGCUUUGAAAACUUGUCACAGUUUUCACAUUCGUUAUUUAUUCAGUCACAAAGAGUUCCUAUAGAUUGCUUCUCUCUUCUCACCAAGGUGUUGCUUCAGAAAAUAUCCAUACUCCCCAGCUGAAGGUGUUUUGGUUUGACCCCCUACCCCCNCU
This is a messenger RNA of Orbicella faveolata, 5985 nucleotides long. RefSeq lists its product as uncharacterized. Gene Ontology annotation, biological process: positive regulation of DNA-templated transcription. Lineage: Eukaryota; Metazoa; Cnidaria; Anthozoa; Scleractinia; Merulinidae. Gene Ontology annotation, cellular component: SWI/SNF complex. The record is from RefSeq and is a predicted model, not a curated record.